AUGUCUCGAACUCGGGGGGGACUAGGCCAGCAAACACCUUUCAUUCACGGCUUCUCAAAUACAAAACUACCGGUCCCCCACCUAGAACAUCCAAAAACAGGCGACGAUUACCCUCUUCGUGUGUCCUUUAUGGACCAGCAAACUGUCCAGACGGGAAGCACGGUAUUUAUGACGCAGCUAUCAUAUAAAUUUGAUCACUGGGAUGAUUGUGUACGAUUUCAAGAACUGCUACUCGGCUCCAAGUUGAUAUUUAUCGGCGGGAUGGCUGAGGCCAAGUCCAAAGGCCGGGGUGAAGAGUGCAUCAGCCAAAAUCUUCGCAUCCUCCGCGGGCAUAACGGGAAACGGGUAAUGCUGUUCUUUGCUAACUCGCAACGGAGGGAGCUCAAACGAUACGUUUCCAUACCCCCCGGGCGACCAGCCCUACUUGAUCUGAAUCCGAACUUCGAGAUUCUGUCUCAAAUGAGAAAUCUUACGGUUCAGUUUCUUGACGAUGAUGGUCAGUGCACAUUUAAGUUUCUCUCUCUGGAUGAUUGGCUGAUUCCUCUCUCUGCAGACUGCACAGCAUUUUGUCAGAUGUUGUCAUACGACCUGACGAUUGGAUGA
This is a messenger RNA of Penicillium mononematosum, 603 nucleotides long. RefSeq lists its product as uncharacterized. Lineage: Eukaryota; Fungi; Ascomycota; Eurotiomycetes; Eurotiales; Aspergillaceae. The transcript is spliced from 4 exons. Bases 1 to 603 code for a protein of 200 amino acids. The record is from RefSeq and is a predicted model, not a curated record.